AUGUGGUUGCUGAAGUUUUCCCUCAUAUUCUGCACCAUCUUUUUUCUCAAAGACUGUCAGCCUAAGAGUCAGAAUACAAGGGAUAAUAAAGCAGUGUGGACAAUGGGCCAAGAUUCCACAACAUCAACAGAGUACAUGUGUUCGGAUAAUGACCAAAAGAGAAGAGACACCGUUGAAGAUAUCUUAUGCUUGCCACGGAAACAAUUUUUGAAAGGUUUAAAGUCACCAUGCUGGAACAACACCACAAACCAGCGAAUACAGUGCUUGCCAUAUUUUCACGUCAUCGGUUCUACUGGAACUGCUGUUGACGAGUUGUUCCUGAAAAUUUCACAACACCCUAAGGUGUUUUCAUAUGAAGUUGAUAAAAGUGCAGUGAAAGAAGGUUUCUGGUCAAAACAUAGGUACAAAAAAGGAACACCCAUUACUUUGAAUGAAUUUACAGAUCUUUUUCCUUACUCCAACUUGUCAUCAACAGAUAUGGUGUCAGGUUAUUUGGACGUUGAGGAUUUUUCGAAUACGCAAUGUUGGAAGCAUAUCCGGCAAAACAACCUCGAUUCCAUGGAGCCAGCGUUUAUAACUGCGCAUCUCAUUCGGCAUAUUCAACCGGAAACAAAAUUUAUCUUGAUGCUUCGUCAUCCAGCUGACAGGUUAUUUGAUCAUUACAUGAAUGAAAAAGGAAGAACAAGAAGUGCCGUUGAGUUUCAUUUUGACGUGUUAAAGUCAAUUAAAGAACUUAAUAAUUGCAAAUUAAUUUUCACUACACGACAAUGUGUUUACAGCCAAAAAUAUCAGGCACCAAUAACAGAAAGUCUUUACGACAUACACUUGCAAGACUGGCUCAGUGUAUUUCCUAGAAAACAAGUUCUCAUUCUCCGUCACGAAGAUUAUGUAAAAUACCCGUCCCAUACUUUAAACCAAGUUUUCAGAUUUUUAGAAAUAGAUACGAAAGAAGUUUUUAAAAAGCACUGGCAAUUGCCGGAAUCUAAUUUUAAAAGGCAAAGGAAGCGGAUGAGACAAGAAACCCGCGAAAUUUUGAAUAAUUAUUUUCAUUCAAGUUUAACACGUUUGACGCUUUUAUUGCAAGACCCUCAUUUUUCUUGGAAUGAUGAUUUGUAAGCUAACGUGUGAAAUGCGUAACAAAAAGCAAAAUAUACUUGCUGUAUAGC
Messenger RNA from Saccostrea cuccullata (small rock oyster), 1166 nucleotides. RefSeq names its product carbohydrate sulfotransferase 15-like. The record is from RefSeq and is a predicted model, not a curated record. The transcript has 7 exons. Gene Ontology annotation, molecular function: N-acetylgalactosamine 4-sulfate 6-O-sulfotransferase activity. Lineage: Eukaryota; Metazoa; Mollusca; Bivalvia; Ostreida; Ostreidae. Gene Ontology annotation, biological process: hexose biosynthetic process. The coding region runs from base 1 to 1116 and encodes 371 amino acids.